Messenger RNA from Pogona vitticeps (central bearded dragon), 1178 nucleotides. The record is from RefSeq and is a predicted model, not a curated record. NCBI's taxonomy places the organism in Eukaryota, Metazoa, Chordata, Lepidosauria, Squamata, Agamidae.
CACCCCGCCCCACCUAUGAGGACCCUUCUUCUCCUGCACCAUGUGGUGCGAAGAUUUGCUUCGCAGACAGAUGGGGAAGUCAGAGUGACACAAGUCCUCAAAGAGAAGUUCCCGCAGGCUUCUGCUAUUAAAGUUGUCGAUGUAUCAGGUGGCUGUGGAGCAAUGUAUGAAAUUCAUAUAGAAUCUGAAGAGUUUAAAGAAAAGAGAACAGUACAGCAACACCAAAUGGUCAAUCAGGCCUUAAGUGAAGAAAUUAAGUCGAUGCAUGGACUACGGAUAUUCACUUCUGUUCCCAAGGAUGGAAGCUAGGAGUGGCUGAUGUCCCAUCGGAUCCAUCAGUUUCAACUGAAAACACUUUGAGGGUCUGCAACUGAUGAUGCAAGAGGUUUGUACUGACCAUCACCACCACCGCUGCUGCUGCUGCUGCUCUCACACUUACCAUUAAACCAUUGUGCUGUUGUGCAGUACAGAAGGAAACAUAGGCCUGGCAGCAGUAGCAGCUGCCUUUAUGUCAGAUUUCAGAGCUGGUAGCCAUCACCCUUUUGGUUUGGCUACUUUUCCCCUUGCAGGAACUCAUGAUACCAAGUGAUUGUGGGAAUCUCUUUAGAUACCUGUGGCACCAGCGCCAAGAAGAAAACAGGAAACUUUUUAUCAAUUAGGGAGAGUCCUCCUGAGGUGACAUGGCCUUUGUGCUUUAAUUUUAAUGCAGAAGUAGGUCACAGAACAGGGGAAGGUCAAGGAUAAAUCUAAUGCAUGUUGAGGUUGCAUUUGUCACUGGAAUUUUAUAACUCUAGAUCUCAAAAAGGAAUACCAGACGGAAAGAAAAUACAGCUGCCUUGUACUCAAGAGUGCCUUUUUCUGUAAGCUGGCUGUUCCAUAGUCUAGCUUUCUGUCUCAGCUGUUAUUUGAUGAGCUUUUGUGACCUUUCCCGUAUGUUAUUCAAAAGGCAUUAUGUCAUCUGUUUUUUAAAAAAUUAUUCUUUGUUUUCUGAAACAUCAAGUAAGAUGUGCCUUUGGGUGAAGCGUAGUUUGUCACUGUCAUCUGAUCAAAAGUGUUGGGACUCUGAAGAUGAGAAAUAAAAGUGCCACCUAAAAGUUUAUUUCCAGUCUAACUUUAUUACUGUAGUUCUUCUGGGAGGUUGGUCAGUAUUGUACAUUUUUAUUAAACAAAAAACAUAA